AUGCCUCAGUUCGCCAUCUACGCUAACCCGGUCGCUACGGCGCCGGAUCGCAUCCUGCUCGCCCUCGCAGACGCAGGGUUCACCGAUUUCGACUAUGUAACCGUCGACAUGCGCGGCAGGGAGCACAAGACACCUGAAUACCUUGCCCGCAAUCCCUUCGGCAAAGUCCCUGCCCUCGUCACCAAUGAUGGCAUCACAAUGCAUGAAUCGCGCGCCAUCACCCGCUUCCUCUGCACAAGACUCAACCUCCCCCUCAUCCCUAACCCAGCCACUGCCUCCGCCGCCUCUCAGGCUCUCUUCGAACAAGAACUGUCCUGCGAGACAUCAUACUUUGAAGGUCCCGUCUCCGGCGUGAUCUGGGAAACGUUCAUCAAGCGUCUGAUCGGCAUGGAAACCGAUGACGCAGCCGUGGUCGAGCAUAAGAAGAAGCUAGACGAUUAUUUUGAUAUCGUCGAGGCCAAGUUCAAGGAUUCGGGGAAGAAGUUCAUGGCUGGCGAAGAGUAUACCCUUGCAGACGUUUAUUAUCUUCCCUUCCUGGCGAGGUUGUUUGAUCGUGGGUUCGGGGAGCUGGUUACUUCUAGGCCGCAUGUGAAGGCGUGGUGGGAGCGCUGUAUGGAGAGGCCGAAGACCAAGGCGUGGAUUGACCAGUCGCCCAAGCUGGACCUGUUGCUAGCAAAGAUGGAGGCGAAAUAG
Arthroderma uncinatum is the source of this 693-nucleotide messenger RNA. RefSeq names its product glutathione S-transferase PARB. Gene Ontology annotation, molecular function: glutathione binding; glutathione transferase activity. The transcript has 2 exons. Lineage: Eukaryota; Fungi; Ascomycota; Eurotiomycetes; Onygenales; Arthrodermataceae. Gene Ontology annotation, cellular component: cytoplasm. Bases 1 to 693 code for a protein of 230 amino acids. The record is from RefSeq and is a predicted model, not a curated record.